AUGCCAUGUGUACAAAAUAACUCCGAUGAAUUUCUACUUGAAGAGAUAAUGAUGCUAAAUUUCCGUGCUUACGUUAUACCGAUAUUUAUUAUAACCGGUAUUAUUGGAAACACCUUUGUCGUAAACAUAUUUUAUUUAAUGCAAAAGUUACAACCAUCUCGGUUUAAUAUUUAUGUUAUAUGGAUUACUAUUUUUCAAGUUGUUGAUUUAAUCACAAAUACACUUUUGGAUGAUUUCCUUGGACGAGGUUUAACUUGGGCAAGUGAUUGUACAAUUUUCAUCAAAUUAGACACUAUAUCAUCAUUCACUUGUAAGGUUCUUAAUUACGUACCAAAAACAGCUGGAUUGAUAUCAGGCAUAUUAUUACUUAUAUUUAGUAUAGAUAGAUUAGUGACCGUGUAUAAACCGAUUAAAUUUCGUGGUGACUUCUGCCUACUACUACCACGUUUAUCAAUCAUUUUUGUAGUAUGUACAUGCUUGCUAUUGUUUCUACCUCAGCUGAUUUAUUCUGACUUAAUAAAGGAUGAUGAAACGUCAUCAAUUGCUAAUCACACCUGUCAGUAUGUGAAUUCAUCAUAUUUUGGUGUUCAAUACAGUUUAUAUUUAUCAAUUAUAGGCACGCAUAUUUUACCAACUGGUAUGAUUGCUAUAAUAAACUGUUUAAUUGUAUUUCGCUUACAUGUAUUAACUAGGAAUAGACAACUUUUGCAUCGUGCAUUUAGCCAAAGCUUAUGUCCAGCCAAUAUUACCUAUCUUAAUGAUAAUACUAAUACAGUCAACUUAACUCCUGCAAUUACUUCAAGUGCUACUACUACUACAACUACUACAUCGAAUUAUGCUAGUUCGACUCCUCGACAGUCUACAAUUAGCAAUAAAAAUCUGCACAGACAUAUUCCUAAUGCCCAAAAUGAAAUGAGAAGGAUAAUUGGACAUUUACUAGUCACUUCUGUCUUCUUGUUCUAUUCAAUUCCACUUGUUGUUAUCAUUAUUUUACGUCAAGAGUCAGAUUUUCGAAAUUAUGCUAUAAUCUAUCCAAUCUAUGCAAAACGUUUAAUACAUCUAUCCAAAUUAUUUAGUUCACUUGAUUCAAUUAUUCAUUCAUGUCAUUUUCCAAUAUUUUUAAUUUAUUUACCAAAUUUUCGCAAUAUGUUUUUCCUGUCUAUUUAUUCUUUGCCAAUAUUAAGGCAUACAAAAUAUUGUGUUAAGCAUAUUGAACAAAUUGAAAUGAAAUUAUCCAAUCGGUUAAGAACACGUGUACGCCAAUCAGUAAAUCUUGAUAUGAAAUUAGUCGAGAAUAUGUUAUUUAACAGAGCACAUACUAUAUCAAUUGAUCAAAUGGUAAGAAAUAAUUCGAAAUUAUGA
This is a messenger RNA of Heterobilharzia americana, 1362 nucleotides long. NCBI's taxonomy places the organism in Eukaryota, Metazoa, Platyhelminthes, Trematoda, Strigeidida, Schistosomatidae. The record is from the annotation of a GenBank genome assembly.